CUGUAUAGAAUAUUCCUGAAUAGACUACCAUCAGCUAAAUUAUAUAUAAAUACACCAUUACGUCCUAAAGAAAUCACAGCUGGCAACAUACACAGGGAAAACAACACUGGUUCCCGUUUCGACGGCAGAGCUGAACAUUCAAUAUUUGGAGGACACCGACUGGCUCCACAUACAUUUGACAAGUGGUUGAGAAUGCUGCUUAAAGCCGUUCCAAUUCUGGUACUUUUCCUCUGUGGCGCGUGCCUCGCUCUGGACACGUGGUCAUGGGCCAAUCACGGCAAGCCUCCCGUCUACACCGAAAUGGCCUACAUGAAAUCUGGAUGGAGCGAUAAGGUCUUCGGGGUCGGCAACGGCAAACUUCAAGAACGCUACUGGUCCACCUCCAGCUGGAGCUGGAUAUGGGCUAACCAUGGCGCUCCCUGGGGGUUAUUGUCCAAUGAAUAUUUGGCCGGUCCCCCGUGUGUCAUGAAAGAUGGAAGGGUCUACAUCAUCAGCAACAAAGGACGGCUUUUCGAGCGCUACUGGUCUACGGGUUCCAACACCUGGCUCUGGGCGAUUCACGGCAAACCGUUCGGUUGGGUGACGUUGCGGUACUCAGGGUGUGCCUGUACCUCGGGAGGAGGGGGCGUUGCACGUGUGUUUGCCGUGGGCACCAACAGCAGGCUUUACGAACAUUAUUGGUCCUGGUCUUCAAACGCCUGGGUGUGGCGAGACCACGGGACACCACCGGGGACGUCGAUUGGUCCCGCCGCCAUCGCCACGUGCAACCUGGCCACGUGCUCAACGCAGGUUUUCGUCGUGGGAGCCAACAGAUACCUGUACUCCCUGUACAUCACCUCAGCCAACCCGGGGGUGGCAACCUGGUAUUACAGGGGUAAACCCACCGGGGAAUACGUACAUGGGGUCUCUGUCGGACCCGCCGGGGUAUUCGUCACCACCUACGACAAUGAUAUAUGCGAGUACAGAUCUUCCAACUGGUACUGUCACGGGAAACCCUCAGGGUCUCUCUCCACACCGUCGACCACCAUCUCUGGAGCGUUCCCGGUGGACCAAUGCGCUCAGAUCUCUGAUACCCCCUCCUCAACGCGGAUGAUUUUCAUCAACAGCUGGGACCCUGGCUACAUCAAGAGGAGUCGCAUAUACAGCUUAAAGGUGAAAAACACAAAUAACGGCCAGUGGCGUUACCAUGGCACCAUUGGCUCGUGUUGUUACUACGUAGGGGCACCGGAACUGUUCCUGAGCGGUACCUGCCCAAAGGCUUUCUUCACCCAGAGUAAUGGUUAUGUGCGCGAACUUUGGGUACACUAAUUAAAAAUGCUUUAUCUUUUAUCUUUCACUAUAUUUCUCUGAAUUUGAGAUAUAUUCCAGUGGAACAUUUCGUACGCCGUGUAAUAGAUAACCAUACAAAUUUAGCGUACUUUGAAAUAGUAUCGAAUGUAAAAGAAUGCUUCCAUACAUUAUUAGAUAAUAAAUGUUGAGUAGGUGAAAUAGAAUAUCAUGCCAAUUAAGA
Molecule: messenger RNA, 1510 nt
Organism: Lingula anatina
Lineage: Eukaryota; Metazoa; Brachiopoda; Lingulata; Lingulida; Lingulidae
Source: RefSeq, a predicted model, not a curated record